AUGUCCUCCUCGUCCUCCGCCGCCGCCACCAACACCCCCGCCGCCAACACCGGCUCCGGCCCCUCUUCUUCCGCCUCUCCCGCGCUCUCUCCUCGCGCCCUGGCCGCCAAUGGUCACUUCUCUGCUGUUGGCGCCCUCUACGCCCAGCAGCUCGACACCCACGAUGCCGACGACGACGCCAAGUUCCCCAUCCCAGCCAUGACCGAUGAGCAAAUGGACGAGUGGGAGCAGGGCUUCGCGAGCGUCAUUGCACCCCACCCCUCCUCCGCCAACACCACCACCAACGCCGCCGGUCCCGCCGCCGGUGUCCGCGCCCGCACCAGUGGCACCAAUGCGCCAGUUCCCCCCGCCGCUCAGACUCCCUCCGGAGGAAACGUCGCGGCCUUGGCUGCUCUUGCCCGUGCCCGUCCUGCUCCGCCCCGCGACACCGCGGGCAAAUACCUCGGAGAAAAGGUGACCGCCGCUCGUUUCGUUUGCUGGGAGCGUGGUUGCGGCGUCAGCGCAACCAAUUCCCGCGAGCUGUCCGUGCACUGGAGGAAGGCUGUGCACGGCAUGGAGAGUGGCCGCGGCAAGCGAGACCCUCGCACCAAGGCCCGCUGGCAGGUCACCGAGCCGUGGCGCUUCGUCCACGACCAGACGAACGAUGCCGGCGCUGCAGCCCAGUGGGCGCAGAAUGUGUGGGAAUUUCUCGCCGUCUGCGAGGAGAAUGAGCAGGCCAGAGCGCAGCAGCAGUAG
Cyphellophora europaea CBS 101466 is the source of this 735-nucleotide messenger RNA. RefSeq lists its product as uncharacterized. The record is from RefSeq and is a predicted model, not a curated record. Lineage: Eukaryota; Fungi; Ascomycota; Eurotiomycetes; Chaetothyriales; Cyphellophoraceae. The transcript has a single exon. Bases 1 to 735 code for a protein of 244 amino acids.